AUGUCCUACCUUCACCUAAGCUUCUAUUCAGCCUUCACACUAAGCAGCCUGGGCCUAGCCUUCCACCGAACCCACCUGAUCUCAGCCCUACUAUGCCUAGAAAGCAUAAUAUUGUCCAUAUACAUUGCCCUAGCUAUAUGACCCAUUCAAAUGCAAGCACCAUCAUCCACUAUUCUCCCCAUUAUCAUAUUAACCUUCUCUGCCUGCGAAGCAGGCGCGGGGCUGGCUCUAUUAGUAGCCUCUACCCGAACCCACGGCUCCGACCUACUACACAACUUCAAUCUCCUACGAUGCUAA
Molecule: messenger RNA, 297 nt
Organism: Onychostruthus taczanowskii (white-rumped snowfinch)
Lineage: Eukaryota; Metazoa; Chordata; Aves; Passeriformes; Passeridae
Source: the annotation of a RefSeq genome assembly